UUUGGCCCUUUAAACAUAAACAACUUCUUCUCCUCUUGCCGCCACCGACUGCGCCACUCCUCUGCCGAUCUCCGCCUGUUCGAACGGCAGCCCGGAGUUUAGCUCACCGGCACCGAGAGCUAUGGGCAGUUCAAAUCUACUCGCGAAAUUCCGAUCAAUACAAAACCCUAACCACCGUCUACUGCUCCUAAAUGCCACCGUCAGACGUUUUGGUCAGCAACCACAAAGUAACAAUAGCAAGAUUGCUGACACUAAACCGCUAAAGUCUUCGUCUUUGAAAGAUAUCGAAGUUGCUAAAUUUUCAGCUAUUGCUGAUACUUGGUGGGAUUCUGAAGGGCCGUUUAAGCCAUUGCAUGCGAUGAAUCCUACAAGACUUGCUUUCAUUCGCUCGACUCUUUGUCGGCAUUUCAGGAAGGACCCAAACUUGGCUAGACCUUUUGAGGGACUAAAAUUUAUUGAUGUUGGCUGUGGUGGUGGAAUACUUUCUGAGCCUUUAGCUCGAAUGGGAGCAAUGGUAACUGGAGUUGAUGUUGUGGAGAAGAAUAUCAAGAUUGCACGCCUUCAUGCUGACUUGGACCCAUCAACUUCACCGACUGAAUAUUGUUGCACAACUGCUGAAAUUCUAGUUGAGGAGCAGAGGAAGUUUGAUGCUGUGAUUGCACUUGAGGUUAUUGAGCACGUAGCAGACCCUGCUGAAUUUUCCAAGACUCUAGCAGCAUUAACUCAUCCUGGUGGAGCUACUGUUAUUUCUACGAUUAAUCGAUCCAUGAGAUCUUAUGCUACCGCCAUCGUUGCAGCAGAAUACCUUCUCCGUUGGCUUCCAAAAGGUACCCAUCAAUGGUCAAGUUUCCUUACUCCUGCCGAGCUGGUUCUGAUUCUAAAGCGGGCCUCUGUCGAUGUUAAAGAAAUGGCUGGAUUUGUGUACAACCCCCUGACUAGGCAAUGGUCACUAUCAGACGAUAUUAGCGUGAACUUCAUCGCCUUUGGUACUAAAAAUAGCAAUUAAAGACUGGCCAGUGUACAUAUUUCUUUUUUAAUAUAUUUUUUGCUCUAAUGACAAUUAUAGAGAUUAACAAAUAAAAAUACGGUAAAAUCAACGAUGUAACAUUUUAAAGCAAAAAUUGGCACUGAACCGCCUAUUACGUUUA
This is a messenger RNA of Mercurialis annua (annual mercury), 1148 nucleotides long. RefSeq names its product ubiquinone biosynthesis O-methyltransferase, mitochondrial. The record is from RefSeq and is a predicted model, not a curated record. The transcript has 10 exons. Gene Ontology annotation, molecular function: 2-methoxy-6-polyprenyl-1,4-benzoquinol methyltransferase activity. Bases 122 to 1006 code for a protein of 294 amino acids. Lineage: Eukaryota; Viridiplantae; Streptophyta; Magnoliopsida; Malpighiales; Euphorbiaceae. Gene Ontology annotation, biological process: ubiquinone biosynthetic process.